AGCAUUCCGUCACACGCAAUUCUCACACGCUUCCUUUCUAUAUAUGACUGAACGGCGAUUUUUAACUUAACUCUCUUUUUGGUUGAUCCUCUCCAACGGCCUCCAAUUCUGAUUCCGAUUCCGAUGGCGCUCUGGAGUACUGGGCUAAACCCAGCACUGGAGACGAACAGCUUAGCUUAUUCAACCCGAAAUUUGUCGACAAGACUUGUUGUACCUGUUCCCUUGCGUUUUAUUAGGAAAUUCUCUAAUCUAGGCAGAAGACAACAUGAACGAAUUUACUGUUCUUCAUUAAGGAAAGCCUCCUCUGCGUCUUCUAUGGAGUCACAAGAAGAUGCUCCCGGUGCUUUAUCAGCUUCCGUGGAGGAAGAACUGGAUCAUGUUAUGCGGUUCAAAAUGUCAGACUUUAAGAUUUUAGAUCGCAUCAGUGUUGGCCUUGGGGGGCGGGCGGAUGAGGUAGUUUUUGAAGCCGUUGUGAAGGAUGUUGGUAGCCCCUUAUAUAAUACGAGUGUUGUACUUCGGCAACUAUCCAGUGUGCAAGCUCAGCGUCGAGGGAAACGGGCUAUAGAGGUAUUGAAGAAGCUGGUUCGCCGUAAACUUAUGUAUCAUUCUUACUCGUUGCAAGUACAUGGCUAUAUCUCAUUGCCUGCAGAUGAUCAUCGGGGCUCAUUUAUCCUAGUCCAUGGGUAUCAUGGUAGUUUUUCUUUGAGGCAUUGGCUUCAACAGUCAGAUUGGCUUCCAACUUUAGAGGCCACCCUUGCCCUGGAUGAAGAGUAUGUUAGGAAGGUUGGGGAAGACACAACUGGCGGUCCUGCCAUUUCUAGGAAGCUGAGGAUUAUUCGCAUAUUGAUGAGGGAUCUUUUAAUUGGAGUAAAUUACUUACACAGCCAUGGUCUUGCCCAUACUGAGUUGAGGCUAGAAAAUUUGCAUAUAAGCCCUGUGGACCGACAUAUUAAAGUAGGUAUAUUGGGAAAUGCCGCUGACUUUUAUGAGGAUGGUUCGGAUACUGCUUCAGUGGACAGCAUGGACAGGCGACAGAUGAUGAUUGCAUUUGACAUGAGAUGUGUUGGUUUCAUUAUGGCAAAAAUGGUGUUGCCGGAGCUUAUGGAUCCUUCGAUCUUCGCAAAGUGCAAAGCAUUCCUCACAAAGGGGUAUGAUCCUUCAUGUUUACGUGAGCUUAUGUUGGAAAUUGUUGGUGGGAAUUCCUCAUCUGGAAAUGCUGGACAACAAAUACUUGAUAGGAACUGGGGUGCAGGGUGGCAUCUCUUAUCCUUGUUGCUUGCAACUAAACCUUCUAAAAGGAUAAGUUGUUUGGAUGCUCUUAGACAUCCAUUCCUUUGCGGGCCAAGAUGGCGAGUAGUCCCAUCAAUGGAUAUUAUUCGAUGGGGUCUCGGGUCUACUGCAGUGCGGAUCACUGAGGAAUACAUCUAUCGUCAGCCUCAGCGAAAUAGGCUUGCCCACUUCAUUGAGUUAAUGGAGAUGUUGAAUCCUCACUCAAAGCCCAAGAACUGGCUGGAGCUGCUGCCAGGCAAAUGGCGUCUCCUGUACUGCACUGGGAAGCAUAUUGGGCUGACCCUUCGCCAACCUCCUGCCCGUGUACUCAUUAAAGAUGUGCAUCUUACUGUCAGUAGAGCAUCAAAGUUGAAGGCUAACUUUUCAUUUGUCUCCAACAUUGGAUUCACUGUCAUGAUUGGUCAGGACUGGCCACAUGACAAAUCUGGUAAAAACGGGAGUUUGGAAGUGGAAUCUUCAUUUGGAUUAAUGGCCGGGAGACGAUUAUAUAUUAAGCAAGAGAAGCAAGAGAAGGCCACAGAUAAGUUCUCCUUUGGUCAUUCCAGCAGCGAGAUGGACUUAGCUCAGAAAAUAUCUGGCAAGAAAUGGAGAAAAGUAAUCCCUUUCAAAGAGUUUCCGUCAAGUCUUCCUGCAGCCAAGCUUGUACCAGGUGACAUUGAUGUGACUAUGACUCUCGAUGAUCCAUUGAAUCAAGAUCUUGGUACGGCAAGAAAUGUCCUUCAAGAAGUAAGAACGCAGGUUCCCCCAGAAAUGUUUGAUUUGUCGAAGUUGGUGUGUGGAACGUAUGUGGAUUCUAGGCUUCUUGUCCUUCGUGGGGUUAAUGGUUCAGCCCUCUUGUUUACGAGGUCUUUUGUGGAUAACAGUAUUUGUAGAUGAUUAUUUGGAUUCAAUGAAGCAUUUUUUCCUGUAUAAUUGCUUUUGUGAAUAACAAUAGUUAUAGAAUAACUGUUAUAAAUUCCAUAAAAGCAUGUAUAUUUUAUUCCGUAUAGAAAGUAUAAAAUCAAGCCAAAUUAUCAUGAGAUGUAACUAAUUUUAGAGUCUGUAUAAAACAUUAGCUUACAUUCUA
Messenger RNA from Neltuma alba, 2356 nucleotides. Its product is annotated as probable plastid-lipid-associated protein 14, chloroplastic. The record is from RefSeq and is a predicted model, not a curated record. The transcript is spliced from 14 exons. Gene Ontology annotation, biological process: protein phosphorylation. Lineage: Eukaryota; Viridiplantae; Streptophyta; Magnoliopsida; Fabales; Fabaceae. Bases 124 to 2166 code for a protein of 680 amino acids. Gene Ontology annotation, molecular function: ATP binding; protein kinase activity.